AUGUAAUUAUUAAAACUUAAUCAAUUUCAGCCACUUUCCAAAGAAGAUAAACCAAUACCUGGCAAUAUAGUUAUCUGUUUACAAUUAGGAACAAAUUAUGUUACAUUCAAGUCCUUGUAAGUUUGAUUAUUUAGUUUAUGAAAGUGCCUUAAAAUACAGUGAAGAUUGUUAACAUUACUACAUUAAUUUUCUACUUAAUUACUAUGAAGCAUUCUAUACUAAGGACAAUAGUUAUCAUCUUGAGUUUUAAAUGUGCUAUUUUGAAUUGUUGCCCCAAUUUGAUAGAAUAAAGAAUAUUCCAAUACAAAGAGGUUAUAAGUUGAAGAAUUUAAAGGAAAAUUUCAAUAUCAAACAAAUAAUUGAUUAAGUAAUAGCUAUCACUUCCUAUAAAGAAAUGUACUUUUUAUAUAUUAUACAUUUUUCAACGAGAAAAUGCUAUAUAUUAGAUCCUUAGACUCAUCCUUAAAGUAGGUUUAGUGAUCAUGAAAUAGUUUCAAAAACUAUAUUAAACUAUUUUCAAUAGACUUUCUCUGUAGAGUGUUGUCUAUUAAAAGAAAUUAAAUAGGAUACUACAGCUUUAAUUAGAUCUGCAUUAUUAUUGGAUUUUAUAUUUAAAUAUAUGGAUGAAAGUAAUAAUGUAGAAAAAAUUGAAAAUAUUAAAAUUAGAUCAUCAGAUGCUAAAUAAUUAUUAGAAAAAAUUAAAUGGUUCAUCAAUAAAUGUUAUAAUGAAAAUAUUUAUAUUACUAAAGAAUAGAGAUAAUAACCAAAAUUAAUGGAUAAAUUAUUAAGUUAUGAUGAAUGGAAAUAAUAGAUGAAUUCAGAUUCAUUUGAAAAAGUAAAUAAAAUAAAAGAUGAAUUCAAAUCUAGAAAUGAAUCAAUCAUUAAAUUUAAUCAACCAACAAGUCCUGAUAGUUCUAUUAGUAUUCUAUCAUUAAUGGGAUAAAAUUAAUUGAAUUAAUCAUUAAGUAGUUCUUAAUCAGGUAUUUCUUUGAAUGCUUAAUCCUUUUUGAAAUAACAACUUUAUAAUCAAGAAAUUCCAAGAAGAGAUCAUAAAAUUAAUGAAGAUGUAAUAACUAAAUAAGAAUUUGAAAAUUUAUUGAGAGAUGCAAAAUAAUAAAUUAGACAAGAAGUCUUAGAAGAAUUAAAGAGAGAAUAAGAUGAAAAAAUGUAAUAAUAUGAAUUGAAAUUAUAAACUAAAUAUAAUCCUCUUGAUGAAUAAAUAGCCCAAGAAUAUCUAACUUAAGUUAAAUUCCAAAGAUAUAAAGAUUAUUUAGAUUAUUUAAUGGAAUAUUAUUACAAUAAUGAUAAAUAAGAAUAUUAUAAAUUAAUAGAUGAAUACAAUUAAAGAUUAAAAGACACAGCUCUAAAUGGAAUGGUAGAAGUAUAAAAACAAGAAAUCUUAAAAUUAUAAGCUAUUACAAAAAAGAAGAUUUUAGAAUAAAAUCAAUAAUUAGAAAUUGCAUUAUAUAAUUAAAAGAAAGAGUUAUAAGAUAUUAUACCAAUUAAAAAUAAAUUACAAGAAAGAAAAGAUGAUUAUUAAAGAUUUUAAAUAUAAUAAAAUAAACAUGAAUACAAAUUUUAAUUUGCAAAUGUUAAUUUGACUAUUGAUCCUUUUGAAUUCAAAACAGAUUAAUAAGUAGAUGAAAUUAGAAAAUAAAAAACUAUAUUAGAUGAAUAAGAUUUAUCUAGAACUGAAAUUAAAGAAAUGUAAAAUGCUUGGAAAUUUGAAACUUCUAAAAGUAAUCUUUCUAGAUCAUCUGUUUAUAAUUAUGAUGAGGAACUUGAAAAAUUAUAAAAGAUGUAUUAAAAUAAACCUGAACCUUAUCAAUCUAAUAGAUAAUCAAAUAGAGUACCUUCACUUUAAUCAUAUCCUUAAAUAUAAUCUUAAGCAUAUUCAAAUUAAGUAUUUUCUAAUAAAGAUCCAACAUCACAAAGAAAUCUUAAAAAUAAUGAUCCCAUAUCUAAAUAAUAAUCUAAAUAUGAUCCAAAUAGUAAAAGAAAUUUAGAUUUAUCAAAUCCAUAAUCAGAAUAUUCUAGAUUACAAAUUGAAUAAAGUUAAAAGAAUUUAGAUAGAAGUAUUAGAUAACCAUCUAAAUUUGAUUCAUUAUCAUAGAUUGAAUAAUUUCAAGAAUAAUAAAAGUGA
Molecule: messenger RNA, 2143 nt
Organism: Paramecium pentaurelia
Lineage: Eukaryota; Ciliophora; Oligohymenophorea; Peniculida; Parameciidae
Source: the annotation of a GenBank genome assembly